AUGGCGUCGGUUACACUUGAUUUUGAAAAUGAAAACUUUUUAGAGCUGGUUUCUGAAGAUGGUUUGAUAAUACUAGCAAAGGGGCUAGGACUAGAUAGACUUUUUAUGAAGUUUCUUAAAUUGCAUUCAGACCCUCGUAAUCUGGUACUUGUCAUUGGUUCCUCUACGCUAUAUGAAGAUCAUUUUAAGAAUGAUAUUGCUGCUUCUUUGAGUAAUAAUAUACAGCAGAUACCACGAUCAGUUACAAAUGAAAUUCCAGCAAAAGAAAGGGAAGAGCUCUAUUUAAAAGGUGGCGUACUUUUUGUGACAUCAAGAAUAUUAGUAGUUGAUAUGCUAAGAAAAGUAUGUCCUGUUGAUAAAGUUGCUGGUAUAUUAGUGUACAAUUGCCACAGGGUCACCGAUUCUUCCAGUGAGGCGUUUAUACUGAGACUUUAUAGAGAAGGAAAUAAGACUGGUUUUAUUAAAGGUUUUAGUGAUUGUCCAGAGCAUUUCACAACCGGGUUCUGUCAGCUAGAAAGGAUCAUGAGAAACCUUUUUCCUGAUGUUAUUGAGCUGAGGCAGCAGAUGACUCCUUCAAUGACAGCUAUACAACACUCAGUCCUUGAGAUAAUGAAGGCAUGUGUACGGGAACUGAAGGAAACCAACUCACUGUUGGAAAGUGAUGAAAUCACUAUUGACAAUUGUCUCGGAAAAGGUUUCGAACAAAUCAUUAAGAUUCAGUUUGACCCAGUGUGGAACCAACUG
Amphimedon queenslandica is the source of this 744-nucleotide messenger RNA. RefSeq names its product DNA repair endonuclease XPF-like. Gene Ontology annotation, cellular component: nucleotide-excision repair factor 1 complex. The record is from RefSeq and is a predicted model, not a curated record. The transcript has 9 exons. Gene Ontology annotation, molecular function: single-stranded DNA endonuclease activity; single-stranded DNA binding; damaged DNA binding. Gene Ontology annotation, biological process: double-strand break repair via homologous recombination; nucleotide-excision repair involved in interstrand cross-link repair; resolution of meiotic recombination intermediates. NCBI's taxonomy places the organism in Eukaryota, Metazoa, Porifera, Demospongiae, Haplosclerida, Niphatidae. The annotation marks the transcript as partial.